Molecule: messenger RNA, 3562 nt
Organism: Pangasianodon hypophthalmus (striped catfish)
Lineage: Eukaryota; Metazoa; Chordata; Actinopteri; Siluriformes; Pangasiidae
Gene: ncbp3
Product: nuclear cap binding subunit 3
Exons: 13
Coding region: 158-2212 (684 amino acids)
Cellular component (GO): cytosol; nucleus
Molecular function (GO): RNA 7-methylguanosine cap binding; mRNA binding
Source: RefSeq, a predicted model, not a curated record
GUGCGCUAAUCGCACUGCGCCGCUGCGCCUUGGGGUUUCGCUAGUGAGCGCGUUAGCUAGCAGAGCUAACUAGUUUUCAGUUCACUUUGUUCAAUGAAACAGAGGCUUAGCAUUUUAGCUAGGUCGCUUAUUAGCUAGCCCGUUAGCCCGUUACAUCAUGGCGGCUGUUCGCAGUUUGCGGGUUUCUGUGAAACAUGAAAGCGCGUCGGACCGGUCGGAUUCAGACUCCGACUCCGACUCGGACCGAAAUGUUCGUGAAGCGGAGCCCAUGGAGGUCGAGGAGGGAGAACUUGAGCUGGAAUCCAUUCCUGUCCGCCGAAGUUUAAAGGAAUUGUUGCCGGACACAAGCCGGCGAUAUGAAAACAAGGCGGGCGCUUUUAUUACCGGCAUUGAUGUGACAUCCAAGGAAGCAAUUGAGAAAAAGGAAAAGAGAGCGAGGCGAUUCCACUUCCGUGCAGAGGACAAUGUCGCUCAGAGAAACGUGGUGCUGGACAGAGAGCUCAUGAAAAAAGCAAUUCCUAAGAUCCGACUGGAGGCCUUGCAUCUGAGUGGUGUGGAUGACAUGAGCACCCAGGAUGUGUUUAGCUACUUUCAGGAGUAUCCUCCAGCACAUAUUGAGUGGAUUGAUGAUACAUCAUGUAAUGUAGUUUGGCUGGAUGACAUCACUUCAACCCGAGCUCUGAUUAACAUGAGCCGGAUGCCUGACAAAGAAGACUCUAACACCGCUGGCUCCAAAACCACUGACCUUCCUGUUCAAGAAGAGAGAGUGAGGCGAAAUCAUGGCUCGGAUGAUGAGGAAGAAGAAGGGGAGGUUGAUGAUGAUGAUGUGGUGGUGAAGGCAGACAAAAGCAGUGAUGACAGUGAAGGAAAAGCCAGUGACAGUGAGGAGGAAACAGAGAAAAAAACAACACAGGGAAGUUCCCAGACAGACCAGUUGUCUCAGGCAGAGCACGAGUCUCUCCUCCGCAAUGACCUGCGCCCCACGACCAAAUCCUUCAAAGGCAACUAUCUGUUUCUGCGUUUCGCCACACAGGAUGAUAAAAAGGAGCUGGGUGCUGCAAGGCGAAGUCGGUACUAUAUGAAAUAUGGCAAUCCAAACUAUGGGGGCAUGAAGGGCAUCCUGAGUAAUUCUUGGAAACGUAGGUAUCAUACACGGAGAAUCCAGCGCGACGUUCUAAAGACCAAAAAGUCCUUAAUAGGAGACAGUAUGGGACACACUCCACCAUACACACACCGACAUUCAGCUGAUCUAGUGAAUCUACCAGAGGAGCCUAUAGAAGAGGAAGAGGAGGAAGAAGAGGAUGGAGAGGAAGACAUGGACGCUGAUGACAGAGUUGUCGAGUAUAGAGACAGGGAGCGAGGGUCGCAACUCGGGGAAGGGGGCCUCCGUAGCCGUCUGGGGGGCUCGUUCUCCCAGUCCUCGGAUUCAGAUGAAAUGGACUACGACCUAGAGCUGAAGAUGAUCUCAACACCUUCACCUAAAAAGAGCAUGAAAAUGACCAUGUAUGCGGAUGAGGUUGAGAAUAACCUCAAGACCAUCAGAAAUUCCAUUCGGAGUGACUCAGGCUCAUCUAGCAGCAGUAUACGGAGUCGCAUUGGUAGUGGUGUGACCAAAUCUACCUCAGAAAAAGUGACGGAUGUCAGGCAGCUUCUGGAGGAGAAAAGACAGGGCCUUUCACAACAAAGGACACGCCCCCUUGUGGCCUCCACUGGAAAGACAGAUGUGAGACAGAGGUUGGGGAAGAGGCCGCACUCUCCAGAAAGGUGCCGCUCUGUCUCUCCUGUCCCUCCGAGAAACACAGCCGCUCGUAGAGAGCCUCUUACUGACGUUCACAGCAGACUCGGGACGACUAAACAUGAAUCACGGGGCCUCUAUACAGAGCCCACCAAAGACAAAAAGUCAGGUGGUCUGUGGAGCCGACUGGGGCCGUCAAAUAAAGAUAGCCAAAGCGAUGGCAAGCUUUCCGGCAGGUUAGGGAGCAGUGUGCCGUCCUCACGUGGGAACCGGCAGAGGGAUGAAGUGGACUCGGAUGGAGUCGAUGAUUCCGAGGAUGAAGAUGAGGAUUCGCAGCUGCAGAAGAUGUGGGGGGCGAUGAUCAAGCAGAAGGAGCAGCGGUCCAACAAAAUGAAGAAAAGCCGGCUGGACAACCUUCCUUCACUGCAGAUUGAGAUCAGCCGAGACAGCAGCAACGGCUCCGACAGUGACUCUUGAGAUGGAAUGAGAGACUGAAGCUAGAGGGAUAAGGAGAUGAAAUAAAAUGCUGCUGACUUGUUGAAAAGACACUUACAAGUAGAUAGUUUCACUCUCUAGCCCUAGUCCAUACAUGGAUCCUGCCAACAUCCUUUCUUGUUCUCUCUCUUUCUCUAAACACACCUAACAGACUUGACUCAGAAAGAGUCCUCUGCCAAAAGAGAGGGAAUACUAGAGUUUGUUUUUGUCUAAAGAAGAGACAGUGAGCAAGAAAUGCAGUUUGGGCUUUUCUUUAAAGGAGCAGUUUGUAAUUUUUAGAGCCCUUUGCUGCCUGAAUUUCACUUGCAAUGACAACACUGACAAGCAUACACCUUCCACUGCAUGGCAAUAUUGCAGAUCGUUUUUUUUUAUAAGGUAUCUUUAUAAUUCUAUGAUUUGUAAAGGUCUAGAAAAACAUUUAAAAAUUACAAGCUGCACCUUUAAAUAAGUGAGAUUGGCUGUGGUACGUCCAAGACCCAUGUAUGUAUCAUGGCGAUGCACCAGGUAGAGAAUAAUGUUACAUCUAAAACAAGCAAAACACUGCAGUGUCUCUAGGAGAGUACUUUUCAUGAAUAUAUUGUCAGUAGCAGCAGGUAGUGUUGCCAUCUCACAGCUCCAGGGUCCCCAGUUCAGUCCUGAGCUGGGGUUACCAUUGGGUGUGGAGUUUCGUAUGUUCUCCCCCUUUUCCUUCCCAAAAAUAUGCCAGUCGGUGGAUCGAUGACUCUAAAUUGCCCCAGGUGUGAAUGAGUUUGUACAUGGUGCCCUGGGAAGGAGUGGAUGUAAUCCCUUGCCCAGUGUUUCUGGAAUAAGCUCUGGAUUCACCACGACCUUGACCAGGAAAAAAAGGGUUACUGAAGAUGAAUGAAUAAAUCUUGUUUCAUGUUAAGAUCACUAAAAUUGAUCUUUGUAAAUGCAUUAGGUUUUUGUAGUUGGGAAUUGGCUUGGGAUAUACAGAUUAUUUCACUGGUGCACACCAUACAGGUCAGGGGUAGAUAACUAAUCUGGAGCACCAGAGUCCACUGAACUUUGGUGGUUUUCCUGUUUACACCCCAAGUCAGAGAACCAACCUACCUUGGCUGGAUUCUGACCCUCCACUACCACAGCGUCCGUGUACAUCCCUGACAGAGGUGCAUGCACUAGGUACAUCAACAGCGAUGUUGAUUGGUGCUGUGGUGCAAAUUUGGGACUGAAGGUGCUUCACCACAUUGUAGCCAAUAAAUCAUUUUUCUGAAAAAUAAAAAAGUGGUCUACAUUCCCAUACAGUAUGUGGUCAAUCAGCUCAAAAAGCAAGGAAAAUAUAUUGUAUGUGCAAAUAAACAUCUUUUUACAUAA